CUUGAUUUGCAGCUUCAGGGGAGAGACAAAGAACUAGCAGAAAUGAUUUCUGAUAUAAAAGCGUUCAUCAGAAAGAUUGAGCUUUGGGAACAAAACCUAACCGAUGGCGAUACCAGGCAUUUUCCUGUUCUUUCAGAAAAUAUAUCUCAAAAUCCAUUAGAACCAUAUGACAUCUCUAACUUGCAGGAUAACUUCAAUAAUCGUUUCAAGGAUUUCAACGAAAUUGCUAUAGUGGCGCAACUUGUUGUUUCACCCUUCAUGGAUAGUGAUAUCCAACAGUUUGCAGCUUCUUUAACGCAGAAUUUUAGCGAGGGUAUCGCUGCGACAGAAAUGGAAGUGAUUGAGUUUCAAAAUGAUUUAGCUUUGAAAUCUUUAGUCUCAAAUACAAAAUGUAUCUGGCCUCCAGUAAGUGAAGAUAAAUAUUUAGUUUUAUGUCGUGUUGCCUUGAAAGUGAAAUAGUUAUUUAGUUUAGCCUAUUUUUGUGAAUCUUCUUUUUCAAAUAUGAAGUUUAUUAAAAACAAGUCCCGUAAUCGACUUGCAGAUCAACAUUUGGAUAAUUGUAUUCGUUUGGCGGUAUAAAAUUAUACUCAAAACAUCAAAAAAAUUGUCAGUGAGUCUAAGUGUCUAGCUUCUCAUUGAACACGCACUUUUUAUCUGCACAUCUUUUGUGUAAAAUAGUGCGUGGUUUUUUUUAUUCUCAGUUACCUUUAUUAAAUCGUAUGUGACAUGCCACUGCAGCAGACCAAAAGUUGUGUUUAUUUUUCAAACAUCUAAGAUUAG
Messenger RNA from Acanthoscelides obtectus, 780 nucleotides. The record is from the annotation of a GenBank genome assembly. NCBI's taxonomy places the organism in Eukaryota, Metazoa, Arthropoda, Insecta, Coleoptera, Chrysomelidae.